Messenger RNA from Panicum virgatum (switchgrass), 2922 nucleotides. Its product is annotated as transcription initiation factor TFIID subunit 4b-like. Bases 355 to 2682 code for a protein of 775 amino acids. The record is from RefSeq and is a predicted model, not a curated record. The transcript is spliced from 14 exons. Gene Ontology annotation, molecular function: RNA polymerase II general transcription initiation factor activity; protein heterodimerization activity; DNA binding. Gene Ontology annotation, cellular component: transcription factor TFIID complex. Gene Ontology annotation, biological process: transcription initiation at RNA polymerase II promoter. NCBI's taxonomy places the organism in Eukaryota, Viridiplantae, Streptophyta, Magnoliopsida, Poales, Poaceae.
GCUCGCCGGACACCCCCCCCCCUCGCUGGCGUAGCGCCUCGCAGGAGCCACACCAUCUGGACGGGGACCUCACGCCGCCGGAGUCCCCGCUCGGUGGAAUCUGCUCCCCUCGCCGCCGGACCGCCCGUCCACCUGUCGGCUGGCGCUCCCCACGCCGCCGGAUCUUUGAGGGAAAUUUUGAGCAAAGCAACACUAGAAAUUCUAAAAAACCCCCCUGUGGCGGCGCGACGAGACAAGGCAAGGCCGCGCAAUCACCGCCAGCUGCUGCCUCGCUUGCUCCCAGCUCGCUGGUGAUUGCUCUUCGCUGACCGCAUGCGCACACCUUGAGGUUCUUUGCACCAGGAUAACAUUGUUAUGUCAGAAGCUACAGAAGCUCAGCUGCAACUAACAGAGCAGGAAGUAAGUGUCCAUGCAAGUCAACAAGCAGGGCAACCACAUAUGAACGCAACAGAUCAAUUCUCCAGAUCAGAACUAGUAACUGAAGGUUCAAAAAGUGAACAACCUGUCCAAGUAGAGCAACAGAAUCCACAGCUACAACAAUUUCAGCCAGAAAGUCGACUGCAACAGGCUGAAACAAAUAGCUUCCAGUUAGCUGAGAAAGAAACAGGGAGUUCUGGUCAGCAGAGUUUUUCAGGUUCCAAGGUCGAUGUAGCUCAGCCCUCAGUAGCUCAGCAGAAUGCAAAGCAAGUUGUUGGCUUGCAAGCACCAUCUGGUGCCCAGGAUACAAGGAAAGGGCCAUCUAUACCAUUUAAUAUGUUAAUUCCUAUCCUACAGGCACAUCUUGACAGAGACAAAGAUAUGCAACUUCAAACUGUAUGGUCAAAACUUAGGCGCAACGAAGUCCACAAAGAUGAUUUCUUAAGAGUGAUCAGGAACAUUGUUGGGGAUCAAAUGCUGAAGCAGGCAGCCCAUAAAGUUUUUCAACAGAUGCAAGCCCAGGCACAAAGAAAUAACCAGGCAAAUCCUAGUCAGCAUUCUUUAUUCUCUCAAGUGUCAGCUCAGCAGAUGCCUUCCAGUGGUUCAGCACAGUUACAUGAUCAGAAAGUUCGUCCACCUGGACCAUCCAACCAGGGUCAGAAAACUCAGGUGUCAUCUUCAUCUCAGGCUUUUGCACCACAGUCAGGCACUCAAGCGCAAACUAGCGCACAAUAUCUUUCUCAUGAUAACCCCAACCAAAACCCUGACGCAAAGGUACCAAAUGCUAUACCGAAUCAACCACCAAGAAUGAACUCAGCAGUUUCAUUGCAAACAAAGAACAAACAGCAACAACCCACACAAUUUCAGCAGGCCUCACAGCAAAUAUAUGGAGCAAGUAAUCCCGGUGCCCAGGGUUACCCUCGGUCAAUCACUGGUUCUCUUAGGCCACCAAAUCCAGUUCCAGAAACACAGCCAUCCAUGCAUGCUCAUGGAAUGCCUCCUGCAAAAGUUGCCCCUCCCCCUACUCAUCCAAUGAUGCAGCACAAUGCAGUUGCAUGGCAAAUGCAUCAAAACAAGGAGUUGAAAACCAAUACUCUCCCUCCAAAUGCUAAUGCAAAGCAAAAUUCUGAAUCUGCUGGCAAGGCCCGCACGGUUGGUGCAGGAAAUUCUUCAGCUAAAGGAAAGCAGGGACCCCCAAACUCAUCUACACCAAAUGCUAGUGGAGGUGCGAAGAGUAAUAAGAAAUCAGGUGGGCAGAAGAAAUCAUCAGAAGCAGCAGGCUCUACACAACCUUCAAGCAAAAAGCAGAAGACAUCUGGUGCCUUCCAGGAACAAAGCAUUGAUCAACUUAAUGAUGUCACUGCUGUUAGUGGUGUUAAUAUUAGGGAGGAGGAGGAACAGCUACUCUCUGCCCCAAAGGAAGAGAGCCUUGCCUCACAAGAAGCAAGAAGAAUUGCACAGGAAGAAGAAGAAAAUAUUUUCCUACGGAAGGGCCCACUCCUGAAGAAACUAGUAGAAAUAGUUCGGAAAUGCAAUCUGAAGAAUGUUAAUGUUGACGUUGAGCAUUGUUUAUCAAUGUGUGUGGAGGAACGAUUGCGAAGAUUCAUAAGUACUCUUAUACGAGUCUCAAAACAGAGAAUCGACACUGAAAAGACCGGGCAUCGACUAGUUAUUACUUCAGAUGUUGGCCGUCAAAUUUUGCAAAUGAACCAGAAAGCUAAGGAAGAGUGGGAUAAAAAACAAGCAGAAGAAGCUGACAGGAACAAGAAGCAAACUGAGGCUGAUGGCAGUGGUGCUGCAGAGUUGGAAAAGGAAAAAGAGGAAAGUCGCCCAAAGAAUGUGAAGCCCAACAAGGAAGAAGAUGACAAGAUGAGAACGAAUGCAGCAAACGUUGCUGCUCGUCAAGCAGUUGGAGGAAGUGAUGUGCUCUCGAAGUGGCAGCUGAUGGCUGAACAAGCCAGGCAGAAGCGAGAAGGCCUUGAUGUGGCUGCUGCCUCGCAGCCAGGUGAAGGACCAGGUACCAGGCCAUUAUCCAAAUUUGGAAAAGGCUUCGGCGAAAACCAGGAAGGUUCAAAGAGGAGCCAUUCUGCAGCGUUCGGAACUGGAGGCAUGAAAAGACCUGGCAGGACUCCAUUUGCGGGACCGCAACGGACGAUCUCUGUGAAGGAUGUGAUCUGUGCCCUGGAGAGGGAACCUCAGAUGACGAAAUCGCGGCUCAUCUACAGGCUGCACGAGCGGCUGCCCGGAGAUUCUACCGCAGAUUAGGCUAGAGUAGGCAUACUUUAGUGUGGUACUAGCCGAUGCAUGGUAUUUGAGAGCGUAGGAGCCUAACCCAGUGUGGUUGCCUUCCAUCCGGUGUGGUUUGGAGAGUGGAGUGGCACUGUAUAUUGAUGACAAUUCUGUAACACAUAAAGGCGGCGAAUUGCCAGCAAAAGUCAUCUGUAAAAGUUGCCGUGUAAGGUGCUCUGCCAUUUGCCUCAUCUGCAACCAUUGGCUUGGUUGUCA